Molecule: messenger RNA, 1686 nt
Organism: Molossus molossus (Pallas's mastiff bat)
Lineage: Eukaryota; Metazoa; Chordata; Mammalia; Chiroptera; Molossidae
Gene: EPS8L3
Product: EPS8 like 3
Exons: 18
Coding region: 1-1686 (561 amino acids)
Biological process (GO): regulation of Rho protein signal transduction; Rho protein signal transduction; positive regulation of ruffle assembly
Cellular component (GO): vesicle; ruffle membrane; plasma membrane
Molecular function (GO): actin binding
Source: RefSeq, a predicted model, not a curated record
AUGUCCCGGCCCAGCAGCAAAGCCAUUUACAUGCACCGGAAAGAGUACUCACACAACCUGGGCUCAGAGCCCACCUGCCUGCAGCACAGGGUGGAGCACCUGAUGACAUGUAAGCUGGGGACUCAGAGAGUCCGGGAGCCCAAGGACGCCAUGCAGAAGCUGCAGGAGCUGGACGCUCAGGGCCGUGUGUGGAGCCAGAACCUGCUCCUGCAGGUCAGAGAUGGCUGGCUCCAGCUACUGGACAUCGAAUCCAAGGAGGUGCUGGACUCUUACCGCCUGGACAGCAUCCAGGCCCUGGACGUGGUGCUCAACUCCUGCUCCUACAACUCCGUCCUGUCCAUCACCGUGCAGGAGCCGGGCCUGCCAGGCAGCAGCACUCUGCUCUUUCAGUGCCAGGAAGUGGGAGCAGAGCAACUGAGGACCAGCCUGCAGAAGGCCCUGAAGGAGGAGCUGGAGCACAGACCCCGAUAUGGAGACCUUCCCCAGGACAGAUGGAGGGGGGCUCCUCUGGAAAUGCCACUGCCCCUGGAGCAGGGCCCCCCUCCAGAACAGCCCCACUGGGUGGCCACAGAGCACAACAUACCACCAUCCCCAAGGCCCCUGCUGCGACACUCCAGUGCCCGAGAACCAAGCACCUUCCCCCUGACUCCUCCAAGGCAGCCCCCGCCCCCGGAGGACCCAGCGAGGGACGAGGAGGUGCUGAACCACAUCCUAAGAGACAUUGAAGUAUUCGUGGGACAGCUGAAGAAGGCCCAGGCCAACCCCAGUCUGAAGAAGAAGAAGAAGAGACAGGACAUGAAAAAGUACAUGGAUCAGCAGGGGGUGAUACGGGCCCAGUACUUCGAUUGCUUCCAGAAGUUCAAGUACAGCUUCAACCUCCUGGGGAGGCUGGCCGUCCAUCUGCAGAAUCCCAGUGCCGCUGAGCUGCUGCACAUUCUCUUCCAUACUCUGGGCUUCGUCCUAACCCAGUGCCCUGAGCAGGACCUAGCAGCCCAAGUGAUCUCACCCCUCCUCACCCCCGAAGCAGUCAGCACACUGCAGUGCUACCUGAGCCCACCUGACAGCAAACUCUGGAAGAGCCUCGGCGUGGCCUGGACCACCAGCCAGAACAACUGGACAGGCCAUGAGCCCCCACCCUACCAACCCACGUUCUAUGAUGGUUGGCAGCUUCCAGAACCUUCCAACCAGACGCCCUCAGGAUAUCAGGACUCUGCUUCCCUCCAGCCCUUUACCCCAAGAUCUGUCGCGUCAACCCUGAAAAUGCAAGUCUUAUAUGAGUUUGAAGCUAGGAACGCAAAGGAGCUGACUGUGGUCCCAGGAGAGGUGCUGGAGGUUCUGGACCACAGCAAGCGGUGGUGGCUGGUGAAGAAUGGGAUUGGAAAGAGUGGCUACGUUCCCAGCAACAUCCUGGAGCCCCUACAGUCAGGGAGGCCCGGGAGCCAAAGCCAGUUGGCCCCUCAGGCUCCAGUGCUUCGACUUAGCUCAAGGCCCGAGGAGGUCACAGCCUGGCUGCAAGCAGAGAAAUUCUCCACCAUAACGGUGAAGACCCUUGGGUCCCUGAUGGGGACCCAGCUGCUUUACAUGAGCCCGGGGGAACUACAGAUGCUGUGUCCACAGGAGGCCUCACGGGUUGUAGCACGGCUGGAGGCCAUGAGAAGGAUGCUGGGGGUCUCCAGUUUGCAGUGA